GCGACAUUUUCGUUAUAUCCAUUUCAAGCGUUUCAAAUGUGCGUAUUUACUGCAUUUCUACUGCAUUAUGCAAUAUCAGCUGCUCCAGAUCAUUCAAAAUACAAUAAACAAUAAAAUGUUGACAAACAGCCGGUGAGCGUAAACUACAAUCUCUAGUCUUAAAAUCAAAAUUCUUUUAGCUUAACUAAGGGAAACGUUUAAAAUGGACGCAAUGACAUACUUGAUAACCGUUGGCAUUUUUUACUGUGUAUUGUGGUUCUUUGAUUCAUUUUUUAAGAGCUGCAUGCACUAUCCGUACGUGCAAUUUCUAAAAAGUACAGGACUGACAGUGAAAUUUCUCCGAUUGGAAUGGCACACGACGGCAUUUAAUCGGACUUUGAUAAAAUGGUCCAACAAAUGUCCACGAUUGUUUGCAAUGUCCUUCGACUUGGGUGUUUGGUUUUCGAUUAUAGCACUGCCCGUUGUGUUCGUAGUGCUUGUUCAUCAACUGAUAUCCACCCGUCAGCCAGAGCCUAAAGAGGCGGAAAUGGUGUUUGAAAUUUUGCUACCCGGCAUUAAUCUGCCGAUCAACGAACUGGGAUUUUACAUUACGUCAUUGGCAGCCAGUAGUGUCUUUCAUGAAUUAGGUCAUGGCAUUGCUUCUGUGCUGGAGGAUGUUCCUGUAACUGGUUUCGGAUUUUUUAUCUUUGCCAUAAUCCCCGUUGCUUACACGGAAAUAGCACAAGACCAAUUGAAUUCACUGAAGACUUUCAGGAAAUUACGAGUAUUUUGCGCUGGUAUCUGGCACAACAUCAUAUUAUCCUUGACGUUCUAUAUCAUCUUCCUGGUCAUACCGACGAUAUUCGCACCUCUGUAUCAUGUUAACAUCGGCGUGUCCGUAGUCAACAUCAAAACCGAUUCAAAGUUGCUGGGAGAGAGGGGACUUCAUGUGAACGAUGUGGUCACGCAUAUCAACAGUUGUUCGGUAAAAAAUGCGGAUUCCUGGUACGGCUGCUUGUUUGAAUCACUUCAUCAGCAGCCGGCGUACUGCAUUUCAAAUGAUUUUGUGCUCAACCAUGACGAAUCGACACCUGUGUUCCAUUCCAACGAUGGACUCACCGAAUGUUGCGAUGCGACCAAUAAGAAAAAUUUAUGCUUCGAGUACAUCUCCGAAUCGAACGUCGGGGUAUUGGAGUUACCCCAGUUUAUGUGCUUGAAUGUGCGAAAUGUUAUAGAGAAUUCGCUUGACUACUGCCACAAGACCAUUAAUUGUCGCGACAAUUUUUGCAUUAAGCCGAUCCUUAACAAUGCAACGACCGUUGUCCAUGUAAAGCGAUUGACUGGGAAAGAUAUCAUAUACGUGGGACAUCCGGCCGAUUUAUCCAAAACGAUCGAGGUCUCCGAUUUCGUUGCAAAGACAAAAAUGUUUUCGACAGCAUUCGUCGACACCAUUGUCCUGUUCCUCCGAUAUGUGGUAGUCUUUUCGUCCGGUGUGGCUAUUGUCAACAUAAUGCCGUGUUUUGCGUUCGAUGGACAAUAUAUUGUGUCAGCAGUCACACAUCAUGUACUGCGUUCCGUUGUACCCAACCGACAACGACGUGAUCUGAUAGCGUUUGUGAUCAAUUUUAUUGGAAGUGUCAUUUUGGUGGCGACUGCGAUGAAGCUCAUUGUGAUGGUGGGAUGGAAAACGAUUUUUUAAGACCUUUUAUUGGUUGAAUAAAACGACAUUUUGUAAAUGACA
Messenger RNA from Bradysia coprophila, 1720 nucleotides. RefSeq names its product membrane-bound transcription factor site-2 protease (gene S2P). Gene Ontology annotation, cellular component: membrane; cytoplasm. Lineage: Eukaryota; Metazoa; Arthropoda; Insecta; Diptera; Sciaridae. Gene Ontology annotation, molecular function: metalloendopeptidase activity. Gene Ontology annotation, biological process: regulation of response to endoplasmic reticulum stress; membrane protein intracellular domain proteolysis. The record is from RefSeq and is a predicted model, not a curated record.